AAUAUAAUAUAAUAUAAUAUAUAAACUACAUUGUGUAUAUUAUAUAGUAAUUAUAAAACAAAUACAUUAAUUAUAGUUACAUUCAUUAUUAAUUAAAUAUUUAAAUUUACAAAAACUUAUCUUAUUGUGCCCGAACCCGAAUUUCUGCUUAAAAUAAACAAUUUGAAUAGUUUAUUACAAGCCUAAUAAAAAACUACAUGGUGCAUAUAUUAUAGUACAUGUGACAAAUAAAACUAAUAAAUGACAAAUUAAUUAAUUAUAGUCACGUGCAUUAUUAAUAAAAUAUUAAAUAGCCUGUAUAUACAUUUAAAAAAAUAACCUACAACCGACCUACGACAGCAGUUUUGGGCCUGAACCCGACAGGUUUGGGUCAAAUUAUUGUAUAAGUAGAUUUUAUACAUCGAUCAAUGAUUAUUGUUUUAUAAACUGAUCAAAGAUUUUGUCUGUAAAUCUUAAAAUAAGUCUUUAUUCAUCCUCAGAGGGGAAAUUCAGGUGUUGCAGCAGCACAAGGACAUAAAUAAGAACAGAUAAAGCAAAAACUAAAAUAAAUAGCUCUAUAUUAAAUAAGAUGUAUGACAGACAACCAGUGUUAAAAGUGCAGUAAUUGUUUAUUAUUGUAGGAAUGAUAUGAUUAAGUAAUUAUACUUGUCUGUGUGUGUCUGUACUAAUAUAGAAUAAAGAAUUAAUAAUAAGUAUAGUAUAAUAUAUGAGAAAAUAUACGGGCUGUUAUGUAAAUUCUGUGAGUAAAAGGUACAAUUUUUACCAAAUAUGUAGAAAAAUAACAUUUAUUUUAAUUAAAAAGUGUCCUGAUGGCUUUAGUACUGUUUCAUUUCAUACUUGCAGUGGCGAAUAUUCAGGGUUUCCCUUCAGACCGUUUGUGUCCAUGGAUAAAACGUACAAUAUAAAAUUAGAAGAUUUAAAUAAUAUAAUAAUAAAAAACUAAUUUAAAUAUAUUUUCUGUCCCAAAUAACAACAAACCAAAGGAAUUGAACUGAAUACCAUAAGAUACAUGUAGCAUUGUGAGUGUUAAUUCAUUUAAUUUAGUGUUUUAAAUGUAUAAUUUAAAAAUAAACUUUAUUUACUAUCAUUGAAGAAGUAUUUGUUCAGUAUAUCCCCGCCCUUGCCGCCACGUUACAAACGGCACGACGGCACCGCCAAAUGGAGCGCCACCAACAUCGGACAACCAAAACUAACACUGCGUUAAAAACCCGCAACUCGCUCGGCGUCUAAACAACGCGUCCGCGCACUUCCUUCUCUGUCGAUGUGGAUUUGACUUUACGUUCAUCAAACCUCGACUCCCUCCUCGUGUUCGUCGAGGGGCGCCAACUCGGAGGAAACAGUUUUAUUUCCUCCGCAGAUGAGCGAAGACUAAACUCCGCGUUAGUUCAUCCGGCGGGAGCCCCUCGGACGGUAACGGAGGUAGCUAGGUGGGCUAAUGUGUAGCUUUAACCGGAGGAGGUGCGCACUUUCCCGCGACGGUUCCGAUGGCGGUACGCUGGCUCUGCAGGUAAGAGUGGCGGUAUCCCAGAGGCUCGGUGCCGUUAACGUGUGAGACAUUAAAACAUAAAGAAAGACUGGACCGGGAGGGAGGGGGAGGGGGGGGCGGUCAGGUGAUCAGCGGCAGCUAGCUUAACGGCAGACAAUAGCAUCCACACAGCGCCGGCUCCGGUUCGGCUCACCGACGUCACAGCAGCCGGUACCCGACCGCGGGAGGACAGACACAGUCCGGGGGUUGUUUAUUAACUGUGUGUGUGUGUGUGUGUGUGUGUGUGUGUGUGUGUGUGGGGAGGGGCGACACCAGCCCGACCGCAGUCAGUCAGUCAGUCUGUCAGUCAGUCGGUCGGUCGGUAGGAAGCUGACCGGAGCUCCACCAUCGAUACCUCCUCCUCUUCAUUUUAUCUCACUGCUGCUGGUGGAGGAGGAAGAGGAGGAAGAGGAGGAGGAAGAGGUGGGGGGGGAUUUGGACGCCCUGCGUUGGCUGAUGGAAACAGACAUCCGCAAAAAUGUGCGCGAAUGUGUUCGGAGUUUUGAAAAGCCUGUUUGGGAAGCCCUUUGAUGGCGGGAAGAGGAUGGACCAUGGCGGCCCGCAGCAGCAGCAGCAUCCAAUGGAGCAGCAGCAGCAGCCGUAUCAUCCGCAGCACCCUGCCAUGAUGCGGCUGUACGAGGUCCAGAAGGAGGUGGCGUCUCUGGGGCCUCAGGUCUGCACCUUCAGCGGCCUGCAGAACGACCGAGACUAUAAGCGUCUGGAGCGCGAGCUGACGCGGCUGCUGCUGGACGUGGACCAGGUGGACACGGAGGGCAAACCGGAGCUGCAGGGCGCACGGAAGAGGGCGGCGCAGGAGGUGGAGGGCCUGCUGCGCUACCUGGAGGAGAACGCCACUCAUCCAUCCCGUCAGGCCAUCGAGGAGCUGAGCAACGAGGCGCGGCGGCUGGUGGACGAACGCGUGGUGGCACCUCAACGAUCCGGCGGGGUGGCGGAAAUAAACGACGAGCUGGUGGACGCUCUGCAGGAGCUCGUGCUGAGGCUCACACAGGUCAAGACCGAGGGGAGGGUGCCGCUCCGCAAGGCGCGCUACCGGGCGCUGACGCGUCUGUGCGCCGUGCAGGACGUGAUCGAAGGGCGCACGCAGCAGCAGACGCUCUCCCUGCCGCUCUCGGGGGACACCCACGAGGCCGUGCACCACAUCAACCAGGUGAUGGUGAAGGUGAGCGUGGCGCGCAGUCAGCUGGUGGCGCUGCUGAUGGGUCUGAGUGGGAGGGACAGCUGCGCGCACCUGUCACGAAUCCUGACGGAGAUGCAGGUGGAGCUGGACGCUCUGGACGUUUCCGGGAACGCGGCGAUCAGAAAUUACCGGAAACAAGUGGUGGAGGAGAUAAACGGGCUGCUGAAGCACCUGGACCUGGAGGGGGAGGGAGAGGACACACGCAGAUACGACUUGGCGCAGAACAACUCCAUCCGCGAGAUCGAGGCGGUGCGAGCUCACGUCUCCCACCUGCGAGAGGGCGUCCUGCGGCACUGCGUGAUGGGAGAUCUUAGCUUCAGGCCCAAAGCCGAGCUGCAGAGCCUCCUCACCCACCUGGACCAGGUGGACACGGCCAAGAACCCGUGCAUCAGAGAGGCCCGCCGCCGCGCCGUGGUGGAGGUCCAAGCCAUCAUCACCUUCCUGGACCUCCGCGAGGCCCUGGCCCGCCGCCAGCCGGGCCCCAGCGAGCACCCGUCGCACCGGGCCGUGUGGCUGGUCCUGGGGAGCCUGUCGGACCUCCAGGCCCAGGUUCUGGGCUUCGACGGCAAGCGGGCCGACAAGAGCUACAUGAUGCUGGAGGAGCUGCUGACCAAACAGCUGCUGACGCUGGACGCCGUGGACCCGCAGGGCGACGAGACCACCAAGAUGGCGCGGAAGCAGGCGGUGAAGUUCGCCCAGAACAUUCUCAACUACCUGGACAUGAAGACAGACGAGUGGGAGUAUUGAUCGAUCGAUUGAUCGGUUGGUUUAAAAACACGGAUCACGGCGUUGCUAGCCGCGUUGCUAGGCGGGGACACCGGAUGGGACGACGCUGCAGGAACGAAAGGAGCUGAUAAUGUGUGUAAAUAAAAAAAAAAAAAAAAAAAAGAAGAAGAACAAAACAAACUCGUACGUUAUCAUUCCACGGGCUGUAAAUAUUGACUCAAAUCCCCAGAAUGCACUGCAGCAGCGCUUAUCUUUUGUCUGUUUGUGGAAGUUGUGGCCGACCCUGCUGAGAAGAACACAGAACUCCUUUUGUGAAGACACACUUUUACAUUUUUAUUUUUUAUUUUGGUGCUUUUUGGAAGAUUUUUUUUCUUUUUAACUCUCCCGUACGUGAACGUGUGUGUGUGUGUGUGUGUGUGUGUGUGUGUUGUCGUCUGUUGUCGUCGUAUUUGGUGUGUGUGUGUGUGUGUGUGUGUUUGAAGCCUGCUGCCAAAGCUCUAAAUAAUGCCUGUUCUAGUGGUCGUAUCCUCCUGACUGCUCUUGAUAUCGAUGAAUUAGCGGAGUGUGAUGGAUUGCUGAGCGGUGGCUUACCCGUCCGAUCUGAUGAAUCCGAGAGUCAGUUUGUUUAAUGGAGAUGUUUUAAAUACAGAGACCUAACUGGGGGGGAGAGCCGCCCUGCUGCCACCGUGAGACUAAAGCUCGGUCCAGAUUGCGAUACCUGUUGGUACUGUGCCGAUUUAGGGCGUUAAAAUAUCCCCAAAUAAGUGUUUUUCUUGUUUUUGUUUUUUUUUGCAUUGAAAUCAAAUUUUGGUCGGAUUCUCUUUGGCGAAGCAGAUGGCGUGAACAAAUGUUAAAUGGGAAAUUCAUUUUAAUCCGUAGUGAAAAUGUGCUUUGUUGCACAAUUGAGAAAAGAUUUUUAGCAUCAAAAGGUGAAACAUUGGAGGCAGUGCUGUGGCUGGUAUGAAGCCGGGCAAUCUGUGUUUAAACAGAGAUGUAAUUAGAGAGAGAACAGUUUUGCAUUAUUGAUGUUAAGGUCACUCUCCACUCCCGCGUGACCCCUGUUUAUCCCCUCAGCAUUUGGUCCGUGUCUUUGGUAGCGCUCCAAUUCACACGACUGUGGCAAACUCUCCUAAAACCCUGCACGCCACAGCUGUCGCGGGCAACCGGUCAAAUGACGACAGGACAAAAAAAACACCAAAAAAAGAGCAAGCUGAGGUUCGGAGGACGAGGGAUGCACCGAUAUUCACAUUGUUGACUCACAUAAGACGCCGUUCGUCUACGUCAGUGGCAGAUUUUGUGUCCGGACCGAUGUGGGUUGUUUGAGGUCGGUACUGAUCAGUGAUUUAAAAGUAACAGAUAUAACAGACAAUAUAGUGAGUGAUUAGACGAUGCAACUCAGAAAGCUGCUUUCUUAAACAAAUAAUUGAAUUAAAGAAUGUUUUAAAUUAAAUAUUCUUCAACCUGUGAAAUAAUUUAACAUCGACAACAGAUUCUGGAAAUUAACUGAGAAAAGAAUAAAUAAAAAGAGAAAUCAUCAGUACUGUGAAAACUACGAACCUUAAUGCAUUAAAUACCGGAAAAAAACUGUUUUCGUAUCGGCGCAAAUCGGAUGACACAAACGCCAACGCGAUACCAAUAUGUCCGCCAGUAUCGGCACCGACCUCUUGUUGUUGUAAAUAAAUAACUUCAGUUAGUUCAAACAGUCAAAUGUCUGAUUUCAUUCUUCUUUUGCAAUUAAAGUAAGAAAGUGAUUCGUAACAAAAAUCAAGUAUCGGUAUCGACCCUGAAUCUCCCGAUCGGUGCAUCCCUAACGGAGGCGUCGAUGUUGUUUUGUGAGGCGGCCUGCUAACAGUACCCCCCCCGCUGCUUGUGUAGCUGUUAGUCUGUAAUACGCUUCAGAUGUUUGUUGUGACUUUGUACGAUUGCGCUCGGCUAUAAAUGGACCCGGUCGGAGCUCAGAGACGGAGGAGAGGAGGGCGGUGGCUGCUGCUGCUGCUGCUGCUUUAGCUUUUUGUUUUCUAACCCACUGCUUUCUCCUGAUGGAGGAGUGCGACAGUGAGAGAGGUCCCCGGGGAGAGGAAGAGGAAGAGGAAGGGAGGCGGCGAUAUCCGCUGGAUUGACGCAUCAAGGCUGAAGCUCACAGGGUCCAGCAGUCGGGUCCUGUGUGCGGCGGAGAGAGUAUUGAUGGUGAUCGCGGUCGACAGAGCCUUCUAGAAACUUCUCGAAGCUGCCGCCCCAAGAGACGUUGGGAGGGAGGGAGGGAGGGAGGGAGGGGGGAGGACUGGGAGAGAAGUCCAAAUCUCUGUGCCUUUAUUUUCUCCCCCUUUGAACCAGUUUGUGUGAAAUAUAAAAGCAGCAUUGUAGUGCGGCUGAGGAGCGAGCGGCUGCUCAUUUCGAUAUUGAUCAACGCUGAAGCACUGAAUGUGUUGAUGAGGAGGCACCUUUGAACAUUUGCACUAACUUGUCAAGAAAUUGAAGCUUUUUUCCUUUUCUUUCUUUCUUUCCCCCCCGAAUCAGUGUUUGUUCCCUGAUGAAGACUUAAAGGUGGUUGCGGUCAGUAAUUAGUGGAUAAAGGAGGCAAUAAAAGAAAUGAGUCACGUUGUGCUUUCACACUGCGAACAGCCUCGCUGACGGAGGAACGCAAUCGGGGCGACAGGAGACGAAAUUCAACUGACAAAACAGAAUAACUCCCCGACUUCACAGCUUCCUGCUGACCUAAAAAAAAUACACGAAAAGAUGUUUGUUUUUUCUGCAGAAGAUUUAUUUUAUUAUUUCAAAUCAUUCUUGACCUCGAAAUUGGACAAUCGCACCUCAUUUAGUAGCUCCACUUCCAGAGCUUUCAAUCAUAUCACAUCAUCUUUAUAGCUUUUAAAUGACGUCUUUAGCUCUAUAAUCACCUGACAGUAAGAAUCAACGCCAUGUUCAACCACCAUGUUUCUACGGUAGCCAGUUACAGUUAAAGCUAAGAGAGCUUCCUCAGCUUUACGCAGCAUUGUAGCAUCUUUCAGCUCGUUGUUUUGGUUCAGUCUCAUUAGUGUUGUUUUAUAGCAGCAAAACAAACUCCACUGAACGCAACCUGCUCAGCUGCAAACAGCAGACAGACGCCGUUAGAGACCAGCUGGUGGAGCGUUUAACAGAUGAAGAGACAUUUUUUCUCUGGAGAAAACGGAGCUAAAAGAGAAUAAAUAUAGGUUUUAUAUUCAUCAGGUGGACACAAACAUGAUGCUAAUGAUCUUCUAUAUCUGGAUUUGUAAACCGUUCUCUAACUCAUUCGUCAAUCUACUUUAUAAAGGUCAUAAUAUGUCAAUUUAUUUACCUCAAGUGGCAAAAAAAAAAAAAGGAGUACGGUCUGUAGUGUCUCUCUGAAAAGUGUCCUGAGGUAACUUGUUAUGAUUUGGUUCGAUAUAUUGAAUUAAAUCACCAUAAUAAAGGUUUAAAGACAAGAUUUUAGGCAAUUUUAAGAGUUAAAAACCUUCAGUCCAACAUUGGAUUGAACAACAAUUACAACAAUUGGGCAAACUUACCAGAUGUUAAGAUUAUAUUAUACAAUUAAGAUGAAAGUUCAGUAAUAUUAGCUAUAUAUUAGUAUAUUUAUAUAGUUAUUAGUUAGAAAAAAAAUGUUCAUUUUCACUGAAAAAAGGUUUAAAAUCAUGGUGAUGAUGUGACUUUUGUUGGUGUUUCUACCAAACAAACAUGAUUCAUUCAAUCUGUAGAACAAUAACUGUUGGCCAGAGCAUCUUUUCAUUAUAAUAUCACAUUUUAUCUUUAUCACAAAGAUAGAUUAGAUCCUAUUUUGCAGCUUUAUGUAUAAGAAUAAACAUUCAAUCCACUUUUAAAUCCUUUUAAGUGCUCAGAGAAAUGUGACAUGAUAGAAAGCUCCGUAACUAACAGCUACUUAAUGGACCCUGAAGGUGUCAAGAAGUGGAAGAUUUGUUCGUCUCUAAUCAGUUUCCGUUUGCUCGCCAACCCGCUCAUGAGGUGAAAAUACCUCAGUAGGCAAACGGGAAGGCUCUGGCUCGUAUCUGAUCGACCGCUAACAGCUGACGAUGGCGAGAGCCGAGGCCAACCUUUCUUUUUUCAUCAGAGUCCCUGUGCUCUCGGCUCUGUUGUGUUGGGCGGGGGGGGAUGGUUCUCCUCUGACUCGCUGGUUUGCUCGCAGUGUGAACGCAAACUUUUACAAAUAAAUAAAGGGUCAAACGUCUGAACCGACAACAAAUCUCUCUCACACACGUUAAUUAAAGCAACAAAGCUGAAGCAGAUCUUUGUUGUUCAACCACAACAAAACCGCGUCCCAGUGAACUCCCACAGACCCUUUUUAUGUGCAUUAAGCUGCUGUUGGAAGGCAUUUUCUGGCACGUCGCCUGCAGCUCGGCCUCCUGGGUAUGGCGCUGACUCAUACGGGGGCGGGUGGUGGUGAGGAGAGGGGGGGGAAAUUAGAUUAAACAUCGUCAGCCUGCCUGGCUGUUGUUGCAACAGAUGCUUCCUCACAGCGAAACCUUAUGCUCUCUCAGACCAAACCAACCCGAACACACCUUAAGUUCACAUGCUCUGUUUUUUUGUAUGCAGUAAUUAUAUAUAUAUAUAUAUAUAAAGAUGUACAUUUAAUCCUCGCAACUUCUGUACAUUGCUUCCUUUUAUUUUUAAAUAAGUUUUUACACUAUGUUGAAGAAAAAUGUCGCUUAGAAAUGUUUCUGUCCAUCAUAGCGUCUCGAAGCCUCUGUUUUUUUUAUUUUUAAUUGGCGCCUGAAUGAGUCGGCGUCCUGGCAACCGUACACAUUUAUACUCUGUGGUUCCUAAGUACAAACUUAACAAAGGUAAAGCACCAUUUUAUAACUGUUGCUGGAGUUCGAGUCUACGCCAGCGAGAUGGAGCAAGUCCGAAAUCCCCCAAAAAUCACCGCUGCUCCUUUUUAUUCUGUGCUGUGUGUGUAUAUAUAUAUAUACGGACUCUGGUUCCCCCCUAAAGUACACUAACAAACCAAUUUUACUUCUGGAAUUUGAGUCGAUAAAAGUGUUUUUGAUGCGUUUUUUGCAGCCGUGUGUGUUCACCAGAAGAGAGGACGCUGGGUUUUAUAGGUCUAAAAGAAGGCGUUAACGUCCCUGCAUGAGUGUGAAAGUCUGUCGGAUGAUUGGUUUAUGAGAUUUGAUGGUUUGUACUAAAGUGAAAGUCAAGGAGCCGCAUUUUUAAAAAGGACGAGGCAGACGAUCGUUGUGUCUCUUAUUUUUGUUUUUUGUCGAGAAAAUCUCAUGAAAAGACCAAAACCAAGAAUCUGCCAACAAAUCAAUGCAGAUCUUUAAAAAAAAGGCUCAGUUAUUUCCUAAAAUCAGCUGGACGCUGGAGGAAACGGUGCAUUUGUUGGGGACUAUUUUGUGCAGCGCAUUAAUCCACAUUUGGUGCUCUAGUGAGUGUAGGCAGGAUGGAAAAUCUAGAGGUUUAGAUAUCAGUUUUCCAGUCGUGGAAACAACUGGAAAUUAAUCAAAAUGACCAAAGGUUCUGGAAAUAAUCUCUGUUGUCCUGGAAAUGUUUAAUUGUGUUUAAGCUCCUCACUCAGAUCGGCCACCUGAAGUAAAACCAAACAUGAAUUAGACUCAAAGCUAUAAAUUGUUGUUUCGGAUGAUAAAUACAUGCACAGUGAUGUUAACUGUACGUGCAACAAACACUUUCCCUUUCUAGAAGAUGAAUUUUUAUGUAAAAUAAAGGAAAUCCUACUUGAUUUGUGUAAAAUGUAGUAAAUAAAAAAGUUAAUCAGCUACGUGCGGCGUGUGCAGUGAACGCUGACUCCCUACGCGGCCUACCUGUAAAUUAUAUAACCAUUUCUCGUCCUAUACUGAAGAAAGAAAAGAAAACUCCUGGAAAACGUCCUGGAAAUUGGUCUUUUUAUGGGAUUUGUUGACAAGUCUUAAAGCUCCUCUUGGACCUUUUUGUUUAAAUACUAUUUUUAAAAAGAAGAGGAGGUCGUGUAUUUUCUGGGAAAUAUGUCGAUAGUCUUUAAAAAAACGGAUGGAAAUUGAAUUGAAAGGUGGUUUUUAUUUGAUGAAUCUGAAUCAGUAAACAUCUCCCUCCUGUGUUCAGUCCUCUGUAUCUCUCCCCCCCAACAAACAGCUGGACCGCUAAAAGCAGCUCGGGGUCAUGUGGAGUGUCUGAACCUGGUGGCGCAGGAGUCCAUUAGUCGGAGAGUUUAAAAGAUUCAGAUCCGGUGGGGACUGAACGGCGGCUCUCGGACUUCUGUCGGCCCGAUGCAUUUACACCGAAGGUCGAACGGAGCGAGAGACGUAGAGGUUGAGAGGUUUUCAUUUUCCUGCCCUCGAUUUGAAUGUAGUCAUUGAGGAAUGUUUUGUAUUUCACUGCACCAAAGUUCAUUUCAGUGAGGAGAGACUUUUUCCACCAUCUGUACUUCAACUACAACAGUUAUCUAAACUCUGAUACAUCGUGUUAUAUCAAGUUAUAUUCAGCCAACACGUGUUAUUACACAGACUUUCUGUCCGUCACUAGUAAAUCAACGCCUCUAAAUUUGUCACAUAACGCAAAAACUAAAACACUAAAAUGUCUCUAAAGACUAAAAAAAGUUUCCUGCUGUUUCCAGUCUUUAUGCUAAGCUAAGUUAGCCAAUCACUAGUGAUUUCCUAAUGUAGAUGAGAGAGUUGUUAAUCUCAUCAAUGUCCAAUUUUAGCACAUUUAAUUACACCUAAAGUCUGUGUAACAAACACUACGCUGAAGCUACGGUUGAACUGACAGAUCGUACACAGCGCAGAGGUUUAUUAUGUGACCUAUGAACGGAUGUUAGAAAGUAAAACUGAUGUUGGAUCCACCAGGAGAGAAAAGAUCUUCCUCAUCGAGCUUUAUUUUCUCUUUUAAUCUGUUCCUCGCUGUUUGUUGCUGCUUUGCCUUUUUCUUUCUGCAAACGACAGGAAUGUGUUCUGUGACUGAAACAAAGGUAUCGCAUCUCUCUCUUUUCUUUCUCCAAAAUAUGGUUUUCUUAAGUCGCCUUUAACUGCAUUGAUUGUGACGGGCUUUCGCUGUUUCUCCUCCGAGACGCGCUUGUACAAAAAGCACACUGAGACUGGAUUUAAAAACCCCAAGCUGUGUGAAUGCUCCCAUGGAUGGUUGUGUUUUGAAUUUGUAUUCCCACUGCAAAAUAAAGACAGCGUGUCUUGAUUAGUGUUA
This is a messenger RNA of Dicentrarchus labrax (European seabass), 10613 nucleotides long. It is a transcript of the gene bag5, whose product is annotated as BCL2 associated athanogene 5. The transcript has 3 exons. Gene Ontology annotation, cellular component: nucleus; membrane; cytoplasm. Gene Ontology annotation, biological process: negative regulation of protein ubiquitination; protein stabilization; regulation of inclusion body assembly. Gene Ontology annotation, molecular function: protein-folding chaperone binding; adenyl-nucleotide exchange factor activity. Bases 2004 to 3470 code for a protein of 488 amino acids. The record is from RefSeq and is a predicted model, not a curated record. Lineage: Eukaryota; Metazoa; Chordata; Actinopteri; Moronidae.